This is a messenger RNA of Leptidea sinapis, 1891 nucleotides long. RefSeq names its product DNA replication factor Cdt1-like. Lineage: Eukaryota; Metazoa; Arthropoda; Insecta; Lepidoptera; Pieridae. The transcript has 3 exons. The record is from RefSeq and is a predicted model, not a curated record. Bases 197 to 1240 code for a protein of 347 amino acids.
UGUUUAUAGAGUUUAUUAAUAAUUUUAAUUUUAUUACUUACUUUUGGAAUUUAAUAAUUUCAGCAAUUGCCACAAUUCACAUGUGGAUGGAAUAAGAUAUUACCUAUCUGUAUAUUCGUUAAACGUUAAAUCUGCUUGUCUUUCUACUGGAAUUAACAGCGCUACUAAUUCAAGCAUUAAUGUUAACAGGAUCGAAAUGGAACCACCCAAUAUAUAUAUAGGAUCGGAAACUUCCCUAUCAAGUCCUAUAAUAUUACCAGUAAUUAAUGAUCCAAGUCCUGCUGAAAAUCCUCAACAGAUGUCAAAAAAUAUUGACUGUGAAAGUACAUCUUCUGUUCUUCCCCUGCCACUACCGUACAGGCACCUGGCUAAUGUGGUCAAAGCCAUGGAUGUUCUGUUUGCUUCCAUUCAUGAAAAAAGUGAAAUGACAUUCUCUAAACUAAAACUCUCUAUUGAAGAAAUUAUGGAUAUGGAAUUUACAGAUAAGCUUUUGGGGCAAAUCUUAUAUUUAGUGCCAUAUUUCUAUAAUAUGAAAUUAAAGGACUAUGCUUCAGUAGACCAAAAAUAUGUUAUCAGUGCAAACAUCCCAGUUCAUGAUGUAGCUAAGCUCCCAGGGGUGUUAUCACAAAGAUCUUUUCAUGUUCAUCAAAUUUUGUUUCAAUUGGUCCUUAAUUAUCACGAUAUUUUUUUAAGAUCCUUGGAUCCACCUCUGUUUAUACCAAAAUACAAAGUGCAUCAUUGGCAUCCAAACUUUGAUUUGGAAAAUGUACCAGAAUUGGAAGGUGUCAUGUUGCCGAAUUCUUUAAACCAACCAUCUUCUAACCAGACAAUUUUUAACCCAUCACUAAAUAAUAUACCAGAAAAGUUGCUGAAUUGGCUCAAACUGCCAUCUGAAUCUCUUGAAAGCUUGACUAAUUGCUAUAAUAGUCGUCAAAAAAAUAACAUAUACAGUGGCCUACCAAUACUACUGUUAGCAAUACAUUUUGUUAUUGCGAGAGAAAGAAGGCUUGUCUGUUCUAUGGAAAUGAUAUAUGUUGAACUAAAGAGGUUCAAGGCAAAGGUGAGUAUGAGCUUUUUGAAGAGAGAUCUUAAGAUAUUGACCUUCCUUAUUCCCGAUUGGCUUACUCUGAUAGACUUACCAAACACAACAUAUGUGAAGAUAAUUAAUAGAAAAGAGAUGACUACUGUACUAAAAAUUAUAAAGGCUGCAACUGCUAGAAAUAAGAAGCCAUUAAAGUAAAUAAUAAAUAUUAAUUUUAUUUUUUAUGUGGAAAGAGUUAAAUUUCUGUUUAAUGUGGCUUUCCUAGAAUAGCCACAACUUUUAGCCAAAAUCAUGUUAUAAACCAGCCAGCAGAGUAUUUAUGAAGUUUUGUUAAAAAUAAUUUUGUUUUAUAUUUAUAUUGUUAUGACACUUAUUAGUGACUUUAUCAUGUUAAAUUAAGGAAUCUUUGAUUGUUUAAAACUUUUGAAAUAAUAUAGCCAACUUAAGUGUUGGCUAAACAAUGGCUUUGUGAAAGAUGUAGUACAUCCCUAAUUAUUAAGGUUUUAUUGAGUUUAUUCUUUUUAUAUAGUUUUUUUCUUUGGUUUGGAAAUUUUGUGGUAUUCCAGCCGAGUUAAGUGUUGGCUAAACCAUUGAUUUGUGAAAGUAAAAGUAUAUCCAUAAUUAAGAUUCUUUUAAUUAAGUUUAUUCUUUUUAUAUAGUUCUUUUUUUGUUUGGAAAUUUUAUUGUAUUACAGCCGACCUAAGUGUUGGCUAAACAUCGAUUUGUGAGAGUAGUAGUACAUCCCUAAUUAAGGAUCUUUUAGUUAAGUUUAUUCUUUUUAUAAUUUUUUUUAGUUUUACGUAAGUUGACGCUUUUUAUAUAGUUUCUUUGGUUGUUUAGAAAAUUAUG